Prunus armeniaca (apricot) is the source of this 714-nucleotide messenger RNA. The record is from the annotation of a GenBank genome assembly. NCBI's taxonomy places the organism in Eukaryota, Viridiplantae, Streptophyta, Magnoliopsida, Rosales, Rosaceae.
AUGCCUCCCAACCCGCCCAGAUCCUCAGUCUUGCUCCACCGGAUCAACGCCCCAACGUCUGCCGCGUCCAAUACGGCGUCGCUGCAGUGCCAAAACCAAAAGGGCGGAGGAGCGCUUCUACUCGGUAACAAUAAUAACAAUAACAAGAGGCGGGCCCCACUCCCGGAAGCGCUGGCGCGGUACCACACUCACGCGGUUGGGCCCGACCAGUGCUGCUCGGCCGUGACGCAGGAGAUCGCGGCCCCGGUGUCCACCGUGUGGUCGGUGGUCCGGCGCUUCGACAACCCGCAGGCCUACAAGAACUUCGUCAAGAGCUGCCACGUCAUCGUCGGCGACGGCGACGUGGGCACGUUGCGCGAGGUGCGGGUGAUAUCGGGGCUGCCGGCGAACAGCAGCACGGAGAGGCUGGAGAUCCUGGACGAGGAGAGCCACGUCAUAAGCUUCAGCAUGGUGGGUGGGGACCACCGGCUCUCGAACUACAAGUCGGUGACGACGCUGCACCCGUCACCCGCGGGCGGGACGGUGGUGGUGGAGUCGUACGCGGUGGACGUGCCGCAAGGGAACAGCAAGGAGGACACGUGUACGUUCGUGGACACGAUUGUUCGCUGCAACCUCCAGUCACUGGCUCAGAUCGCCGAGAAUUUAGACCGACGCAAUGAGCUAAGUCAGUGGUUGCCUAUUGAUGGUUAUACGCCGUCGUUUUGUGUUCCUUAA